AUGCGUGGUCAAGGAUAUGAUGGUGCUAGCAAUAUGCGUGGUGAAUGGAGUGGCUUACAAGCAUUAUUUCUCAAUGAUUGUCCAUAUGCAUAUUAUAUACACUGCUUUGCUCAUCGUCUUCAAUUAGCUUUAAAUGGUGCAGCUAAAGAGGUAGGACUCGUUUGGAGAUUUUUUUCAAUGUUGAAUAACAUUGUGAAUUUUGUUGGUGCUUCUGCCAAACGUCAUUCUGAGUUAAAAUUAACCCGACAAGCUGAAAUUGAAGAAUUACUAGCUGCUGGAAGAGUUGGGACAGCUAAAGGGGCUAAUCAAAUUCGUUGUUUGCAACGACCUGGAAGUACUUGUUGGGGGUCACAUUUUAAUUCUAUUAGGAGUUUGAUUGAUUUAUUUGGUGCAACCAAGACACUUCUAAUGGAUAUCAGUCAUAAUGGACCUACCUCACAAUUUCGUGGCGAAGCAAAAAGUAUUAAAAUAUCUAUGUUAUCUUUUGACUUUGUUUUUGCCUUGAAAUUGUUGGACAAAACUAUGAGAUUCACUGAUUUUCUUUGUCAAGAACUUCAAAGAAAAUCUCAAGACAUUGUAAAGGCUUUGAAUUUGGUUGCAAGUACAAAAAAGGAGCUCGAUGAGUUGAGAAAUAAUGGGUGGAAUGAUUUUAUACAGAGUGUGCAAUCAUUUUGUGAAGAACAUGAUCUUAACAUGCCUAAUAUGGGUGCCCGUCAUACAAUAGGCACUCGCCGUUCUUGUCAACAAAGAGAUUGUAUCACAGUUGAGCAUUAUUAUCAUAUUGAUGUAUUCAAUGAGGUAAUAAAUUAUCAAUUGGGGGAGUUAAAUACUAGAUUUCCAGAUGAGACUGUGGAACUCCUUUCUCUUAGCUCAGCAUUAGAUCCUCGUGAUGCUUUCAAGCGAUUUAACAUUGAUGAUAUAUGCACUCUUGCUGAGAAAUUUUACCAUUUAGAUUUCGCUACAACUGAGUUGCAUGCUUGA
Prunus armeniaca (apricot) is the source of this 981-nucleotide messenger RNA. The record is from the annotation of a GenBank genome assembly. NCBI's taxonomy places the organism in Eukaryota, Viridiplantae, Streptophyta, Magnoliopsida, Rosales, Rosaceae.